Talaromyces proteolyticus is the source of this 1485-nucleotide messenger RNA. Its product is annotated as Aldehyde/histidinol dehydrogenase. The record is from RefSeq and is a predicted model, not a curated record. Gene Ontology annotation, molecular function: succinate-semialdehyde dehydrogenase (NAD+) activity. NCBI's taxonomy places the organism in Eukaryota, Fungi, Ascomycota, Eurotiomycetes, Eurotiales, Trichocomaceae. Bases 1 to 1485 code for a protein of 494 amino acids. The transcript is spliced from 4 exons.
AUGGAAAGUCCAGACAACGAUGAAUAUCCAGCUCGUCAUGGAUUGGUGCCCUUGAUUGUCAACAACAAUGAAGUGGUGACGGAAAUCACAUUUGAAGUGAUUAGCCCGCUUAACAACAAAGCCAUAUAUCGAUCUUCUGCAGCCUCUGCUGGUGAGGCAAUUGGUGCAGUCGAUGCAGCCCAUGCAGCGUUCUCGACAUGGUCCAAGACGAGCCCUGCGGAGCGUCGCACGCUUUUCAGUAACGCCGCUGACUUAAUGCUCUCUCAACGAGAAGUGUUAUCCACAUACCAAUAUUUGGAGACGGGCAGCGAUAAGAAAAUCGCCGAGCACACCGUAAUGCUUGGAGUAGACAUGCUUCGAGCGCUCGCAGGGGUUGUUUCAUUAGUCGAAGGAAUAUUACCGACAGUGGCCAAUGUCAAUCAGAGCGCAGUGGUUCUGAAGGAACCGUACGGCGUAGUACUAGGGAUUGCUCCAUGGAACGCUCCAUUCAUCCUGGGAACUCGUGCCAUCGCGAUCCCCUUAGCAGCGGGAAAUACGGUUGUUCUGAAGGGCUCGGAGCUAUCCCCUAAGUGCUUCUGGGCUCUGGGAGACAUAUUCCGUCAGGCUGGAUUCCCAAAGGGCAGUGUGAAUGUAAUUUAUUCACGAAGAGAGGACGCAGAAGUGGUGACGAACAAGUUGAUUUCCCAUCCCUCGAUACGAAAAAUCAAUUUCACAGGCAGUACGAAUGUCGGCUCAUCAAUUGCCUCUCUUGCUGGUCAGCACCUGAAGCCGCUGGUCCUCGAACUAGGUGGCAAAGCCCCGUGUAUUGUUCUAGACGAUGCAAAUUUGCAGAAGGCUGCUGUAGGAUGCGUAUCCGGCUCUUUUAUGAAUGUAUCCUCCUAUUCUCAGUCUCACUCUGGUCAAAUCUGCAUGGCAACCGAGCGCAUUAUCGUGCAACGCAGUAUUGCGAAUGAGUUCCGGUGCAUUCUUGUUAAUACCGCCGAGAGAAUGUUUGGCACCAAUGCACCUCUCAUGACUCUAAUUUCAGUAGGGGCUUUGGAGAAAAUCAAAGGGCUUGUUUCCGAUGCGGUUAGCAAAGGUGCUCAGCUAGUCUUUCAAGCCGAUGCAAUAGACAAUGCCAAUGCAACUCACAUGGGCCCUACCAUUAUCACCGGACUAGAACCUGGUAUGAAACUGUAUUACGCAGAAUCUUUUGGUCCAGUGGCUUCAUUACAUGUUGUAGAGACCGAAGAAGAUGCCGUCGCGUUAGCAAAUGACACUCAACAUGGUCUGACGGCAGCGUUGUAUACAGAAGAUUUGGCACGGGCCUGGCGGCUAGCCAAGAGGCUCGAAUCAGGUGCGGUUCAUAUCAAUUCGCCAACCAUACAUGACGAAUUCGAAUUACCCCACGGUGGCUACAAGGACAGCGGAUUUGGUCGCUUCGGAGGAGGACCACGAGCGUUGGACGAAUUCUUACAGACCAAAGUGGUGACUUGGAUGGAUUAA